Arachis stenosperma is the source of this 982-nucleotide messenger RNA. Its product is annotated as signal recognition particle 19 kDa protein-like. Gene Ontology annotation, molecular function: 7S RNA binding. Bases 287 to 706 code for a protein of 139 amino acids. The record is from RefSeq and is a predicted model, not a curated record. Gene Ontology annotation, biological process: SRP-dependent cotranslational protein targeting to membrane, signal sequence recognition; SRP-dependent cotranslational protein targeting to membrane. Lineage: Eukaryota; Viridiplantae; Streptophyta; Magnoliopsida; Fabales; Fabaceae. The transcript is spliced from 4 exons. Gene Ontology annotation, cellular component: signal recognition particle, endoplasmic reticulum targeting.
AAUAACCUUAACCCACUAACUGUGAAUACCCUCUCUCUCUCUCUCUCUCUCUCUAAGACUUCAUGCCCAACCAGCAGCUGCAGCCGGCGCCCAGCCCCGCCGUCGCCGAACUCUUCUCCUCACGUUGUCGUCGGCAGUGACAGACAGAGGGUCAGAUCGAAGUUCUUCUCCUCUACUUCGUCGCCUCUGGACUUGCAGAUCGAAGCUUGUGGCCGUCUUCUCUACGUCGACAUAGUCUCCUCUUCAAGCCCGAUCAGUUUGCUUCCUCCCUCGCUGAACCUUGAUAAUGAACGUGGAUGGUGAAUUGCCGAAUAUAAAGAGGUGGAUUGUGUUGUACCCUAUUUACAUGAAUUCGAAGAAGACGAUGGCAGAAGGAAGACGAAUUGGAUUCAGCAAAGCUUGCGAGAAUCCCACGUGUGCUGAAAUUGGCGAUUGCUGCAGCUAUCUGAAACUCCCUUUUGCAAUUGAGAUUGACAAGGCUUACCCGCGUGAUUUCAUGCAAAAAGGGAGAGUGAGGGUGUUGCUAAAGAAGGAAGAUGACACUCUUUUUAAUCCCACUAUCUCAUCCAGAAAACAGCUAAUGCUUCGUGUUGCAGACAUGGUACCCAAACAUCAUGGAAGGACAAAGAAACAGGAGGCGGCUGUGUCAACAUCAAAUGCAGGAGCUUCCAACAAAUCUGGGAAAGGUGGAAAAAAGAGGAGAUAAUUUUUAAAAAUAUUAUCUUAAUUAUUGGAUGUAUUGUUGUAGGGGUAAUUUGUCCUAAUUGAGUUCAAGUUUUUACCACCCGAAUGAGUGUCAAUGUAUUUAUGAACCUUCACCAAACAGUUUCAAGGAUCGUGCACUUGAUUAUAGGACAUUUUAUUCCUAUAAUCCAACAUUGGUAAAACUCUUUUUCUUCCCUUUUGUCGAGGGAAGAAUCACAUCAUGUUUGUGCUUUACAAUCAAGAAACAACUAAUAGAACAUGCAUUUUUUUUUCUGGA